AUGGCGCUGGGGCUGGACGACGACGAGCUCAAGUCGGUGGAGCAGAUCCUCUCGCGGCUGGCGCAGCUCUCAAGCAGCAUCCAGAGCCUCAAGAUGGACAUUCUCAAAAGCAACCCUCUUCCCCAUCCCGACUCGCUACACGCCUCGGCACGGAUCUUGCAGCGCAACCUCUCGACGGUGCUCGACUGCCUCUCCGAAAACGCAGAGCUCUUUUCGCGCGUCGCCGUGCGCCCCUCGACCAACUACCCCGGGCGCGCGCAGGAAAACGUGCUGACGCAGCUGCUGCGCAAGAAGCUGGAGCCCGACGUGGAGGAGCUGGUGGAAGUGGGCCGCGAGACGGCGCGGCGGGCGACGCCAGAGGGCGUGGCCGAGCUGCAGGCGAUAUGGGACGAGCUGCGCGCGUGGACGCAGAGCCGCAUUGCCGAGUACGUGCGCGACGAGGCGGGGGAUGUGUACACAAAGGAGGAGCGCGAUAUGGGGGUGGAAAAGGUGCGGACGGGCUUGCGGAGGGAGAUUGAAGAGGACGAUGAGGACGAGGAAGAUGAUGAGGAUGAGGAUGAGGAUGAGGAUGAGGACGAGGACGAGGACAAAGAUGGCAGGGAUGGCGCAACGGCAGCGGCAGCGGCAGCGGCGGCUGGGGUCAAUGAAGUUGCGGCGCUGCCGCCGAGGGGUCCCGAGAUUGAGACGCUCCUGUGGUUCAUGACGCGUGCAGACUUUGACGUCCCCCGGAACAUAGAGUAUGAGCGCAAAGGAGCGGUGCUGAUGCGAGGGCUGGAGGGCAUCAAUAUUCCGCCAGAGAGAACGGACAGUGGGCAGCCAGGUGCUUCGGCCACGCAACCGAUGCAAUUAUAG
Beauveria bassiana ARSEF 2860 is the source of this 852-nucleotide messenger RNA. RefSeq names its product RNA polymerase II mediator complex component Med8. Bases 1 to 852 code for a protein of 283 amino acids. Gene Ontology annotation, molecular function: transcription coregulator activity; RNA polymerase II cis-regulatory region sequence-specific DNA binding. Gene Ontology annotation, biological process: regulation of transcription by RNA polymerase II. The record is from RefSeq and is a predicted model, not a curated record. NCBI's taxonomy places the organism in Eukaryota, Fungi, Ascomycota, Sordariomycetes, Hypocreales, Cordycipitaceae. Gene Ontology annotation, cellular component: mediator complex; core mediator complex. The transcript is spliced from 2 exons.